Molecule: messenger RNA, 1608 nt
Organism: Toxotes jaculatrix (banded archerfish)
Lineage: Eukaryota; Metazoa; Chordata; Actinopteri; Toxotidae
Product: cleft lip and palate transmembrane protein 1-like protein
Exons: 17
Coding region: 1-1608 (535 amino acids)
Cellular component (GO): endomembrane system; membrane
Source: RefSeq, a predicted model, not a curated record
AUGUUCCCAUCGUGUUACGACAAACCCGCGGAGAGCGGAGGUAAGAGGAGCUCCAUCGCUAAGCUGCUGUUCGGUGUGUUUGUGGUUUAUAUGCUCCACACCGCCUGGCUGCUGUACGGCUUCCUCAAUACCAAACCCUGCGAUGGAGGCAGAGGAGAGCACUGCAUCAUCUCCUACCUGGCAGCAAGACCCAGACUACAGCUGAGUGUUUUCACCUGCCUCGUGCCUGACAACAGCCAACUCACCCUCGCUGUAAAAAUAGACCCGUUUGACCCACACUCGACAUAUGAAAGGCAGGUGACUGUCUCUCUGCCAGAGGAGACUCGGGCUAACGGCACUCUGUACGCAGUCAUUUAUGUUCACAAGGCUGGAGUUUCACCUCUGGAGGACAGAAGAGAGGUCCACUACACAGCUCAGCUCACCACCCCCAUUAUUCCCCCACACACAGAUGCGCAGAGAGACACACAGAAGAGGCCCAGCCCCAGAUCAGAGAAUCCUGUAUCCCACUGGAGACCUCACCUGUCAGUUACUAUGAUGUCAGAGGACUUCACCUUCAACAAGGCGGGGCUUCCCAGUGAUGUGCGGCGCUACAUGAGAGUGUCGCAGGAGGGCCGACAGAUGAUCUACCUUCCUCUGCUGCUGGUUAACGAACUCAGCUUCAGAGUCAGAGACCUCAUGGAGAUCAACAGCAGCACUGUUCAGCUCCCUCUGACUGUGUCCUAUGAGGGAAUCUCUUUAAGGAGAUUCAGGUUUUGGGUCCAUUUACAGGAUGUGGUUUAUUCCCUGCGCCAGUUUGGCUUCACAGAGGAAAACAUUGAUGAAAUUAAAGAAACUCUGGCAGGAUCCAACCUCUACUUGUUAGUGUUCACUGCACUCAUCACGGCUCUGCAACUCAUCUGUGAAUUCCUGGCUCUUAAAAAUGACAUCAGCUCAUGGAGGAAAAAGAAGAGCAUGGCGGGAAUGUCCCGGAAGUCCGUUCUGUGGCGUAGUCUGAGUACUUUGCUGAUUUUUCUACAUCUGCUGGAGGAGACCAGCCUGCUGGUGCUGCUCCCCGUCGGACUGGGAGCAUGUGUGGAGGUGUGGAAGGUGUUUAAAGUGUUUAAGAUCCAGCUGCAAUGGAAGGGCUCCAAGCUCCGUGUAAACAAGCUGGAUGAAGAAGAGAGAAAGACAGUGGAGUAUGAUACACAGGCGUCCAGAUACUUGUCCUACUUGGUCUAUCCUUUGUGUAUCAGCGGAGCUAUUUUCUCACUGGCCUACUUGCGUCAAAAGAGUUACUAUUCCUGGUUGAUCAACAGCCUGGUCACGGGGGUAUAUGCCUUUGGCUUCCUGUCUAUGGCCCCACAGCUCUUCAUUAACCACAAGUUGAAGUCUGUGAGCCACCUGCAGGGGACAGUGUUGAUGUACAGAGGAGUGAACACACUGAUCUCAGAUCUGUGCUCCUGUGCCUCCUUGUUCUCCUCUGCUGGAUCCUUCUCCUCCUCCCAUCAACUUUCCUGCUUCCGAGACGAGCUCCUUUUCCUCCUCUACCUCUACCAGCGAAGGCGGUAUGCCCCCAAGGCCAGAAGACGAGACUCUGGGACCCACAGCAGGAAAAUAAAGACUCAGUGA